AUGAAUUUAAAAAUACCUUAUAAUAAGGUGACAUUGAUUUCACUUCUUGUGAUUGUUUUCUAUGGGUACCAAGUAAAAACAAUAAACUGUGCACCUAACAAUUCCAAAGGUGGAGCAAAAAAAAGUUCACAAAGCACAGGAAAUACUGCUAAUGAAAGGUACACAGCAAGUCUCUAUGAAAAUUUGGUACCCAGACACCCUCAAACUUCAACAUCUUUACUAUAUGGAAGAAUGAAAGUAAAAAAUUGGCUUUAUGUGAAAAGGCGAAAUAAACAGGUGGGGGCUUUAAGAUAUGGAUUAAAUAAUGAUGAUAUGCAUGUGACAAUUCAGAUGUAUGUUAACAACUUGAAAACUCACAUUCCAGUUCAAAAGAGUUAUUUGCAUGAACGACGAGGUAGGGCAAGAAAGUUUAAAAGAAAAUAUAUUUAUUGGGUAUGGAGGCGUUGGAGAUAUUUACUUUCAGCAAAAGAGAGAAUGCCAAUAUUAGUUGGAGAUAAAGAUUUGCCACAAAUGCCAGUAGAUCCAUUGGAGAGAGUGUAUAGCUAUGCAGUAAAUAUUAUAGAAAUUCCAAGUGCAUUUUAUUUGGAACAAGUACACUGUAUGUAUACUGGUAUAAAGCCAUUUAUUAAUGGUAUUUUGGCAAGCUAUUCUUUGCAAGAUCUUAUUGGAGCAUCUCUUUAUUCAGUAGGCUCCGAUGUAUUAUUUAAGGAUUAUUUAUGUAUACAAGCAAUAAAUUUAUGGAGUGAUGAUCAGAUUGUACCAAAUGCUAAUGCAAUUUGUGCAAGAGCUAAGAAAUGCUUAGAUAAUAAUGAAGUUAAUGAUAGGAAGAAUAAACAGUUAUUUUCUGAAUAUUCAAAUAAGAUAUCUAGUAUUUAUUCAAAUAAAAGAUUUAUUGGGGCAGUUUCUGGGCAUACUUUUGCAUCAGAAACUUUCUUUAGAAUGACUCAAAAAUUCCAUGAAUUAGAGGCACACAAACGUCCUGACUAUAUUGAAAAACUUUUUGUACUUGUUAGAUCAAUAAGAUUUAUGAUUUAUGCGAAUGAAUUAUUAAUUCGCUCAGGAGUUAAAAAAAAAGCAGUUUUUAAAGUUGACAGGGUUUCAGAUGUUAUUCAAUAUUCAGUAUUUAGAGUUGAACCAGUUUCCAUGAUAAGGUACUGUGUUGCUCAUUCUAUAACUGCAAGAUAUAAAUUCAGAAGGAGUAUGGGUGUUGCUGUUAUUGAGGAAGCUUGUGCUCACAGCUUAAGCUUUGGAUUCAUUGAUGACACCAAUAAAUUGCCUCCUGGAAUAACUAAAUCAAAGGCCAGGGAAAAUAUUUAUCAGCACUUUUCAAAUUUGGAAGAGGAAGAAGAACGUUCUGAUAAUUUUGUUCUAAUCCAAUCUUAUGACCAAAACAUUUCUAUUGAUGAUAAAGGUAAUAUUAACGCUAAUAUUAAAAAGAAGACAGAAACUGAAGAUUUACAAGAAGCAGAUGAGGAUAAUAAUGAGGAGCUUGAAGAUGAAGAAAACUGGAAUAAUCUCAUUAAUCAAUAUAUUGAGUAG
Cryptosporidium ubiquitum is the source of this 1539-nucleotide messenger RNA. RefSeq lists its product as uncharacterized. Lineage: Eukaryota; Apicomplexa; Conoidasida; Eucoccidiorida; Cryptosporidiidae. The record is from RefSeq and is a predicted model, not a curated record. The transcript has a single exon. Bases 1 to 1539 code for a protein of 512 amino acids.